This is a messenger RNA of Ruditapes philippinarum (Manila clam), 354 nucleotides long. Its product is annotated as thrombospondin-1-like. Lineage: Eukaryota; Metazoa; Mollusca; Bivalvia; Venerida; Veneridae. The record is from RefSeq and is a predicted model, not a curated record. The transcript has 3 exons. Bases 1 to 354 code for a protein of 117 amino acids.
AUGGAACUAUGUAUAUGGUAUAACUGGUCAGUUUGGGGAAACUGUGAUGUUACAUGUGGUAGUGGGACAAGAACUAAAACAAGGACAUGUUCUGUUGCUGAUAGUUGCACUGGAGAUGCCAUACAAACUGAAUCAUGUUCAAAUGGAAUUUGCCCAGUAAAUGGUAUGUGGGGAAAUUGGACACCAUGGUCAGCUUGUUCUCCAACUUGUGGUGACAGCGGUGGUUCCCAGACUAGAUCAAGAAGUUGUGAUAACCCAGCGCCAUCAACUGAUGGGAAAGACUGUGUUGGUUUAGUUUCAGACACACAAUCAUGCAGGCAUAAGCCAAAUGUCCAUACGCCUGUUUGCAAGUAA